Lindgomyces ingoldianus is the source of this 651-nucleotide messenger RNA. RefSeq lists its product as uncharacterized. Lineage: Eukaryota; Fungi; Ascomycota; Dothideomycetes; Pleosporales; Lindgomycetaceae. The transcript has 2 exons. The coding region runs from base 1 to 651 and encodes 216 amino acids. The record is from RefSeq and is a predicted model, not a curated record.
AUGCACGAAAAGUCAAACAACGAUCAUUGGCACGCUGUGGAGGACCCGAAGAAACGAAAGCAAAUACAAGAUCGACUAGCACAAAGAGCCCGACGUAAGUCUUUCCUACCAUUUCAUGUACCUGUGUCAGGUGCUGACCCCAACCUUGUUUCUCACGACACCAUCGAGCUAUCUACAACAGCCUGUGACCAGACGGAAUCGGCAUGCAGUAGCAGUUUGCUUCCUUUCGAUCUAGGGGACAUAAGCUUCUGCAACUUGGACCCGACGCAAGUCGCGUCACCCACAGCACAGCCACCGUAUCCCUUAACAGUCUAUGGGGCCCUCUAUAUCAACGGCCGAAUGUUAGGUUUAUCUUGCAGCACGACUGUGCCAGCAAAGUCUUCUCCAGUUUCGUCGGGCAUUCCCGUACCCCUGCAACCAACACCAUUGCAACUCCUCACUAUACACGCCCGCUGGAUAGAUAGGUUUCCGUUCCCAAAGAUGCGGAAUAACAUGAUUUCCAUGGGCGGAAUCAUAGACGAUGAGGAGUUCCUAUCCGACCUUUUCACUAUCCCGAGUUUCUCCAUCAAACCUGGUUGUGCUACCUGGGAUCCACAUGGUUGGAAGAUUGAGAAGCCAUUCUUGGAAAAAUGGGGCUAUUUGUUUUUCUAA